This is a messenger RNA of Dracunculus medinensis (Guinea worm), 867 nucleotides long. The record is from the annotation of a GenBank genome assembly. Lineage: Eukaryota; Metazoa; Nematoda; Chromadorea; Rhabditida; Dracunculidae.
AUGGGAUUUCGUGGGCGUUCAAAUUAUGCACAAAUGAAUCGUAUGAAUCGAGGUGGACCAUCACGCUUUCUGUAUGGUAGAAUCAUGAAAAAUAGAAAUUUUUUCCGAAACAGAUCUUUUGAGUUCAGGAAAUUGCCCGAAAACGUCAAAUGUAAAGAAUUUGAAGUAUCACCGGAUAAUAUUUUGUGCUUUUCUGGUUUUCAGAAUGUCUUUACUGCCCAACAUGAUUUUCAACUCGAAAUUGAUGGACGUGUUUAUGAUAAUGUAAAUCAUUUCUAUCAGCUAGCAAAGACUGAAGCAUUAUGUGGCGUAACUUCGUUAUUAAUGGUUGAAGGAUCGGAAGGAGAUGGAAGAGGAAGAGCGAAAGAUUAUAAUACGCUUGCAAAAAAUAUUCUCCGAAUAAAUAAGAUUUCAAGAAGUGCUGCUGAAGAAUGGAGGAGAGGUGCAGGAUUAGAAGCUAUGCAAAGAGCAUUGUUAGCAAAGGUUGAACAAUGCGAAGAAUUGCGACAAGCACUGCUCGAUUCGGAUCAAAAGCUACUGGUUCACUGUUUCGGUGGAGAUGAUUUCUAUGCUAGCGCUUGUAAUAAUAAAUAUUUAUUAGAUUGGGCGCGUAGUAUGAGCACAAACAAGGGUAUUAUCAAGAUCCCACUCGAAUUUCCAUUAACAUCUGAAAUGGUGUUGUCAGUUCCUAAAUUUGGUCUUGGACGAAAUGUUCUUGGCGUUAUAUAUAUGCAGUUGCGAGAAAUGUUACGUAAUGGAGUGCUUCCAUUUAAAGGACCAACAUGCAAAGUAAGUCAUUUAUCUCAUUUCAAAUUUUCCAAUGGAUUAGGGACAAUUCAUUAUGCGACUAUAAUUAUUAUGAACUAA